AAGUGAUGCUUUAGAUACUUGACUAGGACAUGGAAUUGAUAUUUUCUUCACUGUUUCUUUUAAAGGGAGUCUAACGAACUCAUGUCAGGAAGACAUAAUGGACCUCGCCUCCUGGAGCAGCUUCUGGAGUAUAUUGUUUGGAACAUUGGCACUCCUAAUCUUCAUUGGAAACCUAUUUACUCUCGUCAUAUUUUCUAGACGAAAACUUCGCAAACGUCCACAUUUCCUGUUAAUAAGUUUAGCUGUAGCUGAUUUGUUGGUUGGGCUGCUAUCUCUUCCCAUUUACGUUUCACUGCAUAUCCAUACCACAGAGCAGUUGCUAUUUGUUGCAUUUGACUGUGUUGACAUGUUAGCCGGCCAUACAUCUGUGUUCAUACUGGCUGCAGCAGCGUUGGAAAGAAUGCAUGCCAUUGGCUGGCCUCUCCGUCAUCGCAUGCUUAGCACACGUCAAACGUGUCUAUAUGUUGACCAUUGUGACACCUCGGUGCUUAGCUGCACUUGUUACAUCGUCAAGAAUUCUUUUCUUUUUCACAGUCAUAACCCGUCGUCAUUGUGUCAUGGUCAUCAUAUUUUCUUUGACAACCCCACUCACUGUUACGACUUCUUGUUGCUGCUUUAUCUGGAAGACCCUUGGAUUCGAUUGCCAAAUUUACAGAGAAAUGCAAGCGAGGAAAAACUUAGGAAGACACUUUUAUUCCUCACAGGUACCUUUGUUGUUACGUGUUUUCCAUUUGAGGUGUUAGUUGUAGUACUCAAUUUAUGCGUGUCAUGUCGGCAGAUACCCUUGGCUUCCGUCUACGUCAUUAGACUCCUCCAUUACAGCAAUUCACUCAUUAACAUCAUUAUAUACCCGUUACGAAUCCCAGAAUUUAAAAAAGCUCUUUUACAUCUUUUUCCUUCGUUUGGAUGUUUGCGACAAAGACAUCGAGGAAGGUAUCGCAUACACGGAGGAAUCUCCGUAAUCUCCAUGACAACCGCAAUAGACUCUUUUUCUCUUUUGGGGUUUGAGGCAACGGAACAGACAUCCUAUCUAUAA
Molecule: messenger RNA, 1036 nt
Organism: Orbicella faveolata
Lineage: Eukaryota; Metazoa; Cnidaria; Anthozoa; Scleractinia; Merulinidae
Biological process (GO): G protein-coupled receptor signaling pathway
Cellular component (GO): plasma membrane
Molecular function (GO): G protein-coupled receptor activity
Source: RefSeq, a predicted model, not a curated record